Molecule: messenger RNA, 882 nt
Organism: Ascoidea rubescens DSM 1968
Lineage: Eukaryota; Fungi; Ascomycota; Saccharomycetes; Ascoideales; Ascoideaceae
Exons: 6
Coding region: 1-882 (293 amino acids)
Source: RefSeq, a predicted model, not a curated record
AUGUCUCCCCAACAGUUAAAAUUUGUUUCGAAUCAUGCUGAUAUUCUUGAUCACAUCAAAAUUGAAAUCAUUUAUAGCUACUUACUUCACGAAUAUUUGCUGAAAAAUCAAUUCUCUGAAGCUGAUAAAUCUCUUGUACGAAAAAUGACUUUAUAUGUUCAACGCUCUUCUACAAACAACACUUUUGCUAAUAGCAAAGACUAUAGGCUCAAAUUAUAUUCUAAACAACCAAAGGAAUGUUUCAUAUUGCUCUUCAAUAAUGAUAAAAAUUUUCCACAAGACAUCAAAGGAGUCGUAUUGCAUUAUAAACUAUUUCAUAUGAAGGCUUCCAAACCCAACACUGAAAACCCCAAAGCAGCGAAAAGUCAAAAUACUAAGGCCAGCAUAUUCACCAAAACGAAUAACAACUGCGCUGUGAAUAUGGAUGGUUCUAAAUCGAGCAAAGAUAAAAACAAUAUAAAGCACCACAUUGAAUUUGCUAAUGAAUUUUAUGGCAAUAUUCAUGCGAUCCACAAUGAUGACAUGAUUGGUGACAUUUUCGAUGCUGCUCUUGUUUGCGAUACCUUCAAUGCUGCCAAAGUUCUCACUCAAUGUCCUGAGCAACAAAAAAUUACAGCUAUUGAUUCACAGCGUGGUGCUGAAAUGUUCGAAGAUGUCAAUAGUAUUGAAACUGCAACGUUUCUGAACGGAAAAGCAGUAGGAUCUGCCGUUUAUGCUCUAAAUGGUGCAAAUUCUUCAUCAAUCUCAACCGGUACAAAUAGAUGGAGAUCAGAAGAUAAUCCCAAUGAUGAUGAAGGCCUCAGUGCCAUCAGCUCAGAUGAUGAAGAAAAAGACGCUGUCGAUGUUAAUCAGUUCAAUUCGAAGAAGACGCUGCAUCCAUAG